AUGAAUAAAUUUUGCAAAUCGGGUCUGUGCGUCGAAAAGGUUCGUGAGCGAUAUGUUUUGAUCGGUCGGCGUGUUGUGGCCGUGCCGGGCGGUGUGGACGCGAUCCGGCACAAUCCGGACCUUUUGAGCGCCGUGGGACCGCAGUUGAGCAGUCAGUUGGACUCCUGGCCACUCGGUCUAGAACUGGGGGCGGUCCGGACCGACGAAGACGCGCCGGCUGAACAGCCCUCAGUGGGCACGUGC
This is a messenger RNA of Iphiclides podalirius (scarce swallowtail), 243 nucleotides long. NCBI's taxonomy places the organism in Eukaryota, Metazoa, Arthropoda, Insecta, Lepidoptera, Papilionidae. The record is from the annotation of a GenBank genome assembly.